This is a messenger RNA of Eublepharis macularius, 1038 nucleotides long. It is a transcript of the gene C1QL2, whose product is annotated as complement C1q like 2. Gene Ontology annotation, molecular function: protein binding. The transcript has 3 exons. The record is from RefSeq and is a predicted model, not a curated record. The coding region runs from base 1 to 1038 and encodes 345 amino acids. Lineage: Eukaryota; Metazoa; Chordata; Lepidosauria; Squamata; Eublepharidae.
AUGCAGCCAGCUCCUGGGGAUGUGUACGCAGACGUCAACGGGGCUUACUCCCGGGCAGGUUCGCCGUCGAGGGAAGUCACCAUUACUUCGCCCGGGAAGGAGGACCUGUUGGCGCUCGCUGCCCGGCUCUGGCAGAGGAGGAAGAGGCUGGUGGCCGCCGUCGGGAUCGUCCUGGCCAUGGGCCUCAUCCUGCUCAUCGCCGUGCCCAUGCUGGUGCAGGCGCCGGCCAAGAGCCAGGCGCACUACGAGAUGAUGGGCACCUGCCGCAUGAUUUGUGACCCCUACAGCGCCAGCGGCCCCGCAGCCGCCGGCAGCACAGCCGCCCUGGAAGCCCUGCAGGAGCUGAGCGCCAACCCGCCGCCGCCACCACCGCCCUUCGUCCAGGGACCCAAGGGCGACCCCGGCCGCCCGGGCAAGCCGGGACCGAGAGGUCCUCCGGGGGAGCCGGGCCCGCCGGGCCCCAGGGGGCCGCCGGGGGAGAGGGGCGACGCGGGCAAGCCGGGGCUGCCAGGGCUGGCCGUGCCCGGAAUCGGGGCCCCAGGCGCAGCCACGCCCGCCGGCGGCCUGGGCUCGGGCGAGAGCAGCAGCAGCCCGCCGCCCGGAGGCGACGUGACGGGCGCCCUGAGCGCCGCCUUCAGCGGGCCCAAGAUCGCCUUCUACGUGGGCCUGAAGAGCCCCCACGAAGGCUACGAGGUGCUCAAGUUCGACGACGUGGUGACCAACCUGGGCAACCACUACAACCCCACCUCCGGCAAGUUCACCUGCCAGGUGCGCGGCAUCUACUUCUUCACCUACCACAUCCUCAUGCGCGGCGGCGACGGCACCAGCAUGUGGGCCGACCUCUGCAGGAACGGGCAGGUGCGGGCUAGUGCCAUUGCUCAAGAUGCAGACCAGAAUUAUGACUACGCCAGCAACAGUGUGGUGCUGCACCUGGACUUGGGGGAUGAGGUGUAUGUCAAACUGGAUGGAGGCAAAGCCCAUGGAGGCAACAACAAUAAGUACAGCACUUUCUCUGGCUUUCUUUUAUACCCCGAUUGA